AUGGGCCAUGAGAAUCAAAGUGUGGUGACAGAAUUCAUCUUCACUGGGUUUUCCAGUUUCCCAGACCUGCAGGUCCCGCUGUUUGUGGUGUUCUCCCUCAUGUACUUGGCUAUUCUGGCGGGAAAUAUCAUCAUCGUUGUUACAAUAAAGCAUGACUCCAGUCUCCACAACCCCAUGUACUUCUUCCUCGCUGUCCUCUCUGGUUCAGAAAUCUGCUACACUCUUACCAUCAUCCCCAAUAUGCUUGUCAAUCUUCUAAGAGAAAAGGCAACUAUUUUGUUUGUUGGCUGUGCUGUUCAGAUGUGUUUGUUCCUGGGCUUUGCUUGCACAGACUGUAUGCUCCUCACGGUGAUGGGGUAUGACCGAUACGUGUCCAUAUGUAAACCUUUACAUUAUCCAAAUCUGAUGAACCCGAGCUUCUGUACUAAGCUGGUUGUCUUUUCGGUAACAACCGGUUUCCUUUUUUCUACCGUGGAGACAUAUUUCAUAUUUACCUUGCCGUUCUGUGGGUCGAAUAAAAUCCAUCAUUUCUUUUGUGAUUUAGCACCUUUGCUUGAGUUGGCCUCUGGCCGAAAUUAUAUAGGGGAAAUUGUCAUUUUUGUCAUUUGUUUCUUGGUGGUGGUUUUCUCAUUCCUUCUGGUCAUUCUCUCAUAUCUUUUAAUCUUAAACACAAUACUGAAAAUCCCCACAGCAGAGGGUAAGCGCAAGGCAUUUUCAACUUGCGCCUCCCAUCUCAUUGUGGUUGUUGUGCAUUUUUUAUGCGCUUCCAUUAUUUACCUGAGGCCCCAAUCCAGGUACACGUUGAAUGAGGACACGCUGAUCUCCGUCACGUACACACUGGUGACUCCGCUGCUGAACCCUGUCGUUUAUACCUUGAGGAACAAGGACGUCCAAAUAGCUCUCAGGAAAUCCCUGGGCAGAUGCACAUGCAGCCGGAAGAUGUGA
Molecule: messenger RNA, 945 nt
Organism: Euleptes europaea (tarantolino)
Lineage: Eukaryota; Metazoa; Chordata; Lepidosauria; Squamata; Sphaerodactylidae
Product: olfactory receptor 10R2-like
Exons: 1
Coding region: 1-945 (314 amino acids)
Biological process (GO): G protein-coupled receptor signaling pathway
Cellular component (GO): membrane
Molecular function (GO): olfactory receptor activity; G protein-coupled receptor activity
Source: RefSeq, a predicted model, not a curated record